GUAUGCUUAUUUAAGAGGUUUUGGGUGUCUUGUUAGUCGCCAAUUGCAUUCGGAUCUGAGAUCUGAAAACCGCCAAAAUAUCUAAUGCAUCGCUGCUGUCACUGUUCUUGCCUCAUUGUCUCGCUUCGGUCGAUUUCUUCUAUCGGCAUGUAUUAAGGUUUGUUAAUUGUUAUAGAGCCAUCUCCUCUCAAGUCAUGAGUGAACAGUGGUUUUGAGGUACGCCACUGAAGACUUCUGUCAAAUCAGAUUAUGGCUGCAAGCCUGCAAGUUACUCGUAACCAAAACAAUCAUUUUGAGUAAUGAAUUUACAAAGUAUCAUGACGAUUGGUGCAUGGGGAUGGGGUUUUCAUUUUAUCAUUGCAUUCCUUUUGUGUAAUUCAAAAGAAAAUAUAGACGGAUUAAUUUAUAAAUAUAAAAAACGAGGGCUUAUUUGUCAAAUUCACAUUUUUGUCCACUAUAUAAACCAGCAGACCAAAUAAACUGGACCUGUCAUGUCUUGGUUCUGAAACCAGAAACUAAACCAAGAAAGGAAGGAAAACACUUUCUCGGAAAAGGUCCAAAUUUACAUUAAUUUUUUUCUUUUUGCCACUUUUGGAUUCUGGUGAUUUUUCAAAAACAAAGAUCACGAGUGUCACUUGUGCUCUCUGUAACCGUUUCAUUUGGUCAAUUCAAUUAUAGAAACAAACCAAAAAAAGAAGACAGAACAUAACCCAAAAGUUUGAAGUGUUUUGCUGUCUUCUUCCUUUUCUUCAUUGAAAAAUCUAGAGUUUGUUAAGAAAAAAAAAGAAUGGAUUCUGAGCUUUAUAUCUUUGAUGGGUCUUCAUCUUCUUCCUCAAUUUGCCACCAUUCAAGUAGUACUGAACCAGAUAUGUUUUCUUCCGACACGACAACAACAACAGAUCUCUUUUGCAAAAAUCCUUAUCUCAAUCCUAUAGAUGAUCCAUAUCUUAAUUUCUUUGACAACUUUACCCCUACGACUCAUCAUCUCCUCUCUUUAUCUCCUCCACUCUCUCAACUCCAAACCCUUAACCUCUCCCACACUAACACGUUCCCCAGUUUCGAAAGCUUCGACCCCGUCAAGACAGAGCAUCCUCUGUUUAACUCUUCAGUCAUAGAAGAUUCAUCCAGUUUUCCGAAUCAGAAUCUCUUAAGCUCGCCGGAAAACUCUUUCCUCUCCGAUCACAUGCGACGUGUCUGCAGCACUGGAGAUUUGCAGAAUCCGAGAAUGGAUACUACGGGGCAACGAUCGUACUCGAGUCCUUUAGGUGCGGAGAGCUCAUGGACGACGCCGUUUCCCGGCGAAGAACAGGGUUUGAAGGUGGGGCGUUACGGUGCGGAAGAACGUAAAGAGAAGAUUUCAAAGUAUAGAGCUAAACGAACGCAAAGAAACUUCACCAAAACCAUUAAGUAUGCAUGCCGGAAAACGUUGGCGGACAACAGACCGAGAGUACGUGGCAGGUUUGCACGUAACGACGAAGUUUUAGAGAACCCCAAGAUUGCUUCUUCUUUCACUAUACAAGAAGACGACGACCUUUGGAAUUUGGAUGGGUUGCAUGAGGAAGAAGAAGCUUUUAUGAGUAGUUUUGUGGAAUGUCAGUCUCAGCCUCAACGACAAGUGCAAUACACAACUUCCUUCUGGUGAAAGCAUAUCUGUCCGAAGAAAAAGAAGAGCUGAAUAUUAUAUUUUCCGACUUAAUUUUAUAAUGGAAUGGAAUCAAAUCGAGUCAUAUAAUGGAUAUUUAUUUUUGAUUCUCACUUACAUCAAGAACAAAAACUAUGCGAUUUAUGACACUAUUGUAUAGUGCUACACCAGAAAAACAAUUCAAGUUCUUUAUAAACAACAGUAAUAAUUACAAAAUAUGAUUUAUUUUGGUAGAAUAAAAUUGUGGUUUAACUAGUCACUUAGCGA
This is a messenger RNA of Raphanus sativus (radish), 1909 nucleotides long. Its product is annotated as two-component response regulator-like PRR1. The coding region runs from base 788 to 1642 and encodes 284 amino acids. Gene Ontology annotation, biological process: regulation of flower development. Gene Ontology annotation, molecular function: protein binding. The transcript is spliced from 4 exons. Gene Ontology annotation, cellular component: nucleus. The record is from RefSeq and is a predicted model, not a curated record. Lineage: Eukaryota; Viridiplantae; Streptophyta; Magnoliopsida; Brassicales; Brassicaceae.